Messenger RNA from Cryptococcus amylolentus CBS 6039, 888 nucleotides. RefSeq lists its product as hypothetical. The transcript is spliced from 4 exons. Gene Ontology annotation, molecular function: RNA binding. Gene Ontology annotation, cellular component: cytoplasm; ASAP complex; nucleoplasm. Lineage: Eukaryota; Fungi; Basidiomycota; Tremellomycetes; Tremellales; Cryptococcaceae. The record is from RefSeq and is a predicted model, not a curated record. The coding region runs from base 1 to 888 and encodes 295 amino acids. Gene Ontology annotation, biological process: mRNA splicing, via spliceosome.
AUGCCCCCCAGAGGACGAUCGCGCACCCCUAAGUCCCUCUCUCCCUCUCCACCUCGCAACAGGGACCGCCCUCCUCCAGCUGGCCGAGCCCGUUCUCCCUCUUACCCUUCUCGCUCUCCGUCAGCCUCGCGAUCCCGCUCGCCCCCUCCCCGAGGUCCCAGGAGCGAUGGUGGAUUCAAAGUGGUGGUAGUGUCCGGACUGAGCAAGAAUGUGCAAGUUGGGCAUCUGGAAGAAAUAUUUGGAGAAUAUGGGAGGGUUGUCAGAGUGGACAUGCCGUUGUUUGAAGUUUCUGGAUUGAACAGAGGCAAGGCUGCACUCGAAUUCGAAAACUCAUCGGCUGCUGAAAAGGCCAAAAAGCACAUGGAUGGAGGCCAGUUGGACGGUUCAGUCCUCAAAGUCGACAUCUCGGAGCACCCUCUUCCCCCACCCAAGGCCGCUUCUUCCGCUCGCCGACGAUCCCCUUCCUACUCCCGCUCCCGUUCUCCCUCUCUCGACGCGCCAGCGGUGCCGGCCCAUACAAGGGCUCUUACGACCGCCGCCGAUCAUACUCUCGAUCCCGUUCCCGUUCUCCCCCGAGGUUCAACCGGGGUGGACGAGACUCGUUCGGUGGACCUGGAAGGAAUGGUGGUGGGCCAGGUUUCGGCGGACGAGGCGGUGGACGAGGAGGUCGGGGAGGGUAUGGAAGCGGUGAUCGAGGAGGCUACGGCGGACCGGGAGGCGGACGAGAUCAAGGAUGGGGUCGAUCUGACAGGAGUCCCGUGGUUCCUAUGCGCAAAUGGGGCGAGCGUGGUGCUCCUCGUCGAGCGUCGCCUGAAUACGGAGGCCGAGGCGGGGGAAGGCCCAGAAGCAGGAGUCUCAGCAGAUCGCGCAGCUAUUCAAGAAGCUUAA